Molecule: messenger RNA, 2010 nt
Organism: Plasmopara halstedii
Lineage: Eukaryota; Oomycota; Peronosporomycetes; Peronosporales; Peronosporaceae
Product: PDZ domain
Exons: 2
Coding region: 1-2010 (669 amino acids)
Molecular function (GO): protein binding
Source: RefSeq, a predicted model, not a curated record
AUGGUAGACACACAGACGCCUACCAAGCCUGCUCAACAGGCAAAUGUUGUUAACUUGGAGAAAGAUGUUCUUAUAGGAGUGCGCUUGCGUGUGAGCUUUGGCUCACGCGCAUUUUGGGGCACUGUGGUGGACUGCUAUUGGGUCUCGGGUGGGCUAUUUUACAAAGUGAGCUUUGACGAUGGAGAUGUGGAUAUUUUACCAGCCGAUGAAGUGAUGCGAGACGCAGAAGCAGCUAAAACACAUGCGAAAGAGAAUCCUCAACAUAAAAAUAAGCAAAGUAACUCAGAUACAGAAGAGAAAGACUAUUUUCCUACGAUGAGAUUGCAUAAACUCAAGCGAAAACGAGACGAUGGAGUUUACAAUUCAGCGAGUAACGUUCGCCAAGUGAAUUUAUGGGGCCAGAGACUCUACGCAUCCAUUUACACCAAUAAGAAGAACGAGACAUUUGUGAAAGAGUUUCUUAAGACAGAGGAUGGACAAAUAGGUGAGAUGGAAGCCACGGGACAAGUAAAAAUCGGAGACAUGAUUUUAGCUGUGAACGAAAUUCGGGUGCUGGGUAUGCCAAGUCGAGAGCUUGCAGAACUGAUUAGAAAGCCCAAACGCCCUAUCAAGUUGAUUUUGUAUCGACCUCAGCUUUCGAACCAGCUACCACAAGAGGAUCAAGAAGAACAUUUAUUUGCAGCAUCUAGUGAUGUAUCGACGACAACAUCACUGCAGACGCAACAUCAUGCGCCACUGUUGCCAAACGUUUCGCAAGCGCCUGCACUUUCAUUUGUUACUCCUGAACAAGCGUUAGCAAACCAAGUACCAGUGAGUCGAAUGGAUGCUCAGCAAUGGACUCAGUCGUCACAGCAGCUAUUGACUAAGGAGUAUAUUUGGGAACGAGUGAGGCAGAAUAUAUUAGCAAGACAAGCCGCUGAUAGUGCACGCGUACCAGUCCCCAUCAGUGUACAUCUCACUCAUCCGCAUCACUUUGUACCGACUUUUACUAACACAGCGGCUUCGGGUUUGCCUGUGUCAGGCAUUCAACCUGCGAAACCAAUGUUUCAGCCGUUUGGAGCUGCAGCACAAGCCAUGGGAGGCAAUCAACGACAAGGCAUUACCUCAAUCAACAACGAAACUCUACAGCAAUCGCUGACCCAUCGCAAUUCAGUGGCUACCACAGGUAAUACUUAUGAUCUCACGCAGUCUCCACAGACCACGACGACGGAUACUACGAUGAAUGUAGUACAGCAAAGCGUAUCGCAAGAUGGUCAGCAUCACAACUUAGCUUCAUCUCGACAUCCGAAACAAGCAGCAACAAGUGUUCAGAACACUACAAAUAGUGUUAUAAGUGAAGAUACCAGUAGACCGGUCGCUUCAUCACCAACAUCGGGUUCAAGAGCACGUACAACGGAUAACAUCGCAUCGACAGCAGAGUUGACGACAAGACACUCUUUAUCUUCUAAGGGUUUGCUGAAAGAGUUAGUUCCGAACAGUUCGUUGUUGUCAUCAUGUGGUACGCCAGAAACUACGGAGAUAGAAAACGCAUCGGGUACAACGUCAUUUCUGUCGUCAAGUACAUUGGUUGAUAAACGGACUGAAUUUGAGUCGAUAGACAAAUCCCAACCGAUGUCUUUCUUGUCGCCAAAUGAUUUUAACGUAGAUUUCGAAGCGACAACGCGUUCAGUGGAACAGAUUGAAACUGCAGCAAAGGAGCCAGACGAAGUAAAAUCAAACGUUGGUCUCGUAUUCGUCAAGGUUUCUCGGAGCCGAUUAUGUUUGACACUAGGUAUUCAGGGGACAUUGAUCGCCGUCACCUCUUUCGUAUUAGACGAAUUUGGUAAACCUGGUGAAGUGGAGUUGAGUGGCAAGGUGUUUAUCGGUGAUGUCUUAGUGCGUAUUAACGAGACUAAUAUCGUUUCAGGCAUGACGCCGAACACUGUAGCAGAAAUAGUCAACAGUGUCCCACGACCUCUCACACUUUGGUUUGAACGUGCGUCUUGGGAAAUUCUAGACGGUAAAGCAUAA